Molecule: messenger RNA, 387 nt
Organism: Cryptomeria japonica (Japanese cedar)
Lineage: Eukaryota; Viridiplantae; Streptophyta; Pinopsida; Cupressales; Cupressaceae
Exons: 1
Coding region: 1-387 (128 amino acids)
Source: RefSeq, a predicted model, not a curated record
AUGUAUGUUUUAUUGCCAUGCUUUGGAGUGGGGAGUAGCAGCGGAGUGACGAGGGUUCGAAACCUGACAGAAGGGCCUGUGGAAGUACAAAUCCGAGUGGGUUCCGCGCUCGGGAAGGCUUACAGAGUGGAGGCUGGAUGCGCUAAGACGCUGAAGCGCAGUAAGAUACGCGACCACUAUUCCCGGCGAGGAGAAACUGCCGCUCUUUUCCAUGGAAAUGGUGAACCUUAUGUCUGGAUUCACAGUUCCAAGGCUAACUGGGCCACUGCCAAGAAACAGUAUCUCACUCUUGACGACCUCAGAACUUGCAAUGAAGUUAAAAUUUGUAGUGAUUCUGGGAAAGGAGCUUUUACUGUGCUCAAAAUAUCCAGAUCAAAAGCAUAUUAG